Sorex fumeus (smoky shrew) is the source of this 1843-nucleotide messenger RNA. RefSeq names its product keratin 5 (gene KRT5). The transcript is spliced from 9 exons. The record is from RefSeq and is a predicted model, not a curated record. Bases 1 to 1743 code for a protein of 580 amino acids. Lineage: Eukaryota; Metazoa; Chordata; Mammalia; Eulipotyphla; Soricidae. Gene Ontology annotation, molecular function: structural constituent of skin epidermis. Gene Ontology annotation, biological process: keratinization; intermediate filament organization. Gene Ontology annotation, cellular component: keratin filament.
AUGUCUCGCCAGUCCAGCGUGUCCUUCCGCAGCGGGGGCAGCCGCAGCUUCAGCGCGGCCUCUGCCAUCACCCCGUCGGUGUCGCGCACCAGCUUCACCUCCGUGUCCCGCUCCGGGGGCGGCGGGGGCGGCAUGGGCAGGGUCAGCCUGGGGGGCGCCUGCGGAGCCGGGGGCUACGGCAGCCGGAGCCUCUACAACGUGGGGGGCUCCAAGCGGAUCUCCAUGAGCAGCAGCGGCGGCGGCUUCCGGAGCCGAUUCGGGGCCGGGGGCGGCUACGGCUUCGGAGGGGGCGUCGGGGGCGGCUUCGGCUUCGGCGGAGGCGCUGGCGGGGGCAUGGGGCUCGGGGGCGGCGCUGGCUUCGGGGGCGGCUUCGGCGGCGCCGGCUUCCCCGUGUGCCCCCCGGGAGGCAUCCAAGAGGUGACGGUCAACCAGAGCCUCCUGACGCCCCUCAACCUGCAAAUCGACCCCACCAUCCAGCGCGUGCGCACCGAGGAGCGCGAGCAGAUCAAGACCCUCAACAACAAGUUCGCCUCCUUCAUCGACAAGGUGCGCUUUUUGGAACAGCAGAACAAGGUCCUGGACACCAAGUGGACUCUGCUCCAGGAGCAGGGCACCAAGACCGUGAGGCAGAACUUGGAGCCUCUGUUCGAGCAGUACAUCAACAACCUCAGGAGACAGCUGGACAGCGUCCUCGGGGAGAGAGGCCGCCUGGACUCUGAGCUCAGGAACAUGCAGGACCUGGUGGAGGACUUCAAGAACAAGUAUGAAGAUGAAAUCAACAAGCGCACCACGGCUGAGAAUGAGUUUGUGAUGCUGAAAAAGGAUGUGGACGCUGCUUACAUGAGCAAGGUGGAGCUGGAGGCCAAGGUGGAUGCCCUGAUGGAUGAGAUCAACUUCAUGAAGAUGUUCUUUGAGGCGGAGCUGUCCCAGAUACAGACACACGUCUCAGACACAUCUGUAGUCCUGUCCAUGGACAACAACCGCUCCCUGGACCUGGACAGCAUCAUUGCCGAGGUCAAGGCCCAAUAUGAGGAUAUCGCCAACCGCAGCCGGACGGAAGCUGAGUCCUGGUACCAGACCAAGUACGAGGAACUGCAGCAGACCGCUGGCCGGCACGGUGAUGACCUCCGCAACACCAAGCAUGAAAUCUCUGAGAUGAACCGGAUGAUCCAGAGGCUGAGAUCCGAGAUUGACAAUGUUAAGAAGCAGUGUGCCAACCUGCAGAAUGCCAUCGCUGACGCAGAGCAGCGUGGGGAACUGGCCAUCAAGGAUGCCAGGAGCAAGCUGGCCGAGCUGGAGGAUGCCCUGCAGAAGGCCAAGCAGGACAUGGCACGGCUGCUGCGCGAGUACCAGGAGCUGAUGAACACCAAGCUGGCCCUGGACGUGGAGAUCGCCACCUACCGCAAGCUGCUGGAGGGCGAAGAGUGCAGACUGAGCGGAGAAGGAGUUGGGCCAGUCAACAUCUCGGUCGUCACAAACAGCGUCUCCUCGGGCUACGGCGGUGGCAGCAGCUUUGGAGGAGGCUUCGGCAGUGGCCUUGGUGGUGGUGGUGGCGGCAGCAGCUACUACUCCAGCAGCAGCGGGGGCAUGGGCCUAGGAGGUGGGCUUAGUGUCGGGGGCUCUGGCUUCAGUGCAAGUAGCGGCCGAGGCAUGGGCAUGGGUUUCGGCAGUGGUGGGGGCAGCAGCUCCAGCGUCAAAUUUGUCUCCACCACCUCCUCCUCCCGGAAGAGCUUCAAGAGCUAAGAUGCAAGAGCCCGCUGCAAGGCACACCUACACGUGCAGCCGUCAGCCACGAUGACAGUCUCUCCUAGGAGGCUACAAGUUUUCUGUUUCCCUGGAGUGU